AUGACCAGGUCUCUACGUAAAGCCUGUCGAGCCUGCACCGCUGCCAAACGGCGAUGCAUCGUGCAACUGCCUCAAUGUCCCCGGUGCCGGACCCGGCAGAUCGACUGUGUCUACGACCUCGAACCCUUGAUGGGCGGUACUUCAAGAACCAGUACCUCAAGAUCCAGUACCAACCUCAGCGCACCAAUCGCCGAUGACGAUGGCGACCUCUCGGUCAACUCCAAAUUCCUGCAUUACGUUUCAUCUUUGCACAUGGAUCCUAAAAGGGUUGCUCUCGAAUGUUACAGGAACCCAACCACUCAAUACCCUGUCGUCUGGAGAGUUCCUAUCUCUGCCGACUUCCCCACCGUCGAAUAUUUGGCCCGUAAAUUGGUGGAUAUGGCGGACUCGGUGGCCUUGAGCCAGUCGGCGCCAUACAUACAUCCCCAAAGGAAGCCUCGGCCUCGGCCAGCGCUUCUCGGGCCAGACUUGGACGUUGAAAGUCGAAAGACUACUUACAGUGAUAUAACUCAGUGUACUAGGCUUAGCGACCUGCUAUGCGCACUGCACGAUUCUCCCGAACCGCUGUCCGAGAUCUUACAAGCCUUUCAAAUCCUCCUCGGACACAUAAUGCGGCUGCUUUUCUCCGGCGACCAGAGCAAACCUCGCCACAAGGAAAAGCUUCUUGGCCAUACAAGAAGGUUGGCGGUAAGGUUGGUCAAUGACGCGCCCCGUAUGAUGCCGUCGAAUCUCUCUCGAUGGGAGGCCUGGAUCUUGGCAGAAAGUCUGCGACGAGCAAUACUGAUGAGCUGUCUCAUACAAGGCGUGUAUAACGGUUGGACCCGAGGAUAUUGCUAUCACGAGCUCUUCAUUCAAGCACUGCCAUUCAACGUUCGCCCUGGUAUGUGGACUGCUGGGUCCGAAGGGGAAUGGGAGGCGCUCUUGGAAAUCGGUAACGAUAAAGUCGGCUCUGGGAACCACGGAGCAACGGACUUGGUUUCCUUUCGCGAAUUUGCAUCUAGUUUUGCCAGAGCUCCGUUUGACCCAGGAGCCGAUAAUUUCCAAAGGCUAUUGCUGAUGGCGCACCAUGGCAAGGCCCCCGUCGACAGGGUGCUGGGUGUGUGA
This is a messenger RNA of Fonsecaea pedrosoi CBS 271.37, 1104 nucleotides long. RefSeq lists its product as uncharacterized. The transcript has a single exon. NCBI's taxonomy places the organism in Eukaryota, Fungi, Ascomycota, Eurotiomycetes, Chaetothyriales, Herpotrichiellaceae. Gene Ontology annotation, biological process: regulation of DNA-templated transcription. The record is from RefSeq and is a predicted model, not a curated record. Gene Ontology annotation, molecular function: zinc ion binding; DNA-binding transcription factor activity, RNA polymerase II-specific. The coding region runs from base 1 to 1104 and encodes 367 amino acids.